UCAUGAUUCAACGAAUGAUCACAUUUCAAAAUGGCGGCCCAAGCUAUUUAGAAGCCACGCCUGUGUAACAUACAUAUUUCCUUUAUUUUGUACGUGAUUAUUGUUGGGUUAAUGCGGAAUUGUCUGAGGAAUUUUGUUCUGUGAAAUCUAAAAUAGCAGCUCCAAAAUGUCUGUGAGGAUGGUGAAUGUAGUGCCUAACAAUGUGAAGAUAAAGAAGGAGCUAGAAAUUCCCGAUGACGAUGACCAGGUGGCAUGCAAGGUGUGCGGGAAGGGCUUCGCGAGCGUCGUAGCGCUCCGGAACCACGUCCGAAUGGAGCACAUUGCGGUCUACCUCGGCGGAGAGGAGGAGGCCUGGCUGCAGAUCUUGGAUAAAACCACAAAAAAGCAGAUACAACAUCAACUAGAAUCCGACAAGCAUAAAGCCAUACGGCUGAACACCGAGAAGCUGCUCUCGUACAUGGGCCCUCAGAACCUGAUGAGCUUGGCUUCCGAGGACGUGAGCUACAUCAUCAUAAAGUCUGAGGAUGCGCCGGCGCCGCCUAAGAGGAGGCGGGAGGAGAAACCGCCGAGGGCUAAGAAGGAGCCGGAGCCUACAGUUAUCACCGGCCCGUUCGAGUGCCUUCAGCCUUCGACGCUGGUGGCGGAUGGCACGUGCCAUCAGAUAUUCUUCUCGUGCUGCGCCUACUCGGCGCACUUCCGCGACGAGCACGCGGCGCGCCGCCGGGGGCUGCGCUGCCAGGUGUGCGAGCGGCCGCUGGUCGGGGAGCUCAGUGCGCCUUUUGUGUGUGAUGUGUGCGGCGCCGGUUUCAACAGCAACCGCGAGCUGGCCGACCACACGUCCACCGCUCAUGUGAAGCUGAAGCCGUUUCAAUGCAGCGUUUGCCACAAGAGGUUCACACAGCAGGGCGGUGUUCAACAACACAUGCGCAUGCACACGGGUGAUCGUCCCUUCGAAUGCACGUACUGCACCAAAGCAUUCACCCAGAAGUCGGGUCUUGACCAGCAUCUCCGUAUCCACACCAAAGUGAAGCCGUACCGCUGUGUGAUAUGCGCGAAGACCUUCUGCCAAUCGAUACAUUUGAAACAGCACAUGAGAACUCACACCAACGUCUCACCGUUCCAAUGUGGUAUUUGUCAGAAGCGGUUCAAGCAGAGCAGCCAUCUGAAUUACCAUUUGAAGAAUCACAAUCCGGGGAAUAUGACCGAUGAGCAGAAACAGAAAUACGUGGAACUCAUAGGGCUGAUGAAGAACGAUGUCAAAGUGGAGAUUGAUACAAGUGCUGUGUACGAACCAUUGGAGACCGAGCAGGUUGUUACGGAGCAAGUGAUUACGGAACAGGGGAUAAGGAUAAUUGGACAAGACGGAGAGGAGUAUGUGUUGGGUGAUAACGGUACGGAAUCGUGGAGUGUUCAGUUGGUGGAUGAAUCGUGAAUGAACCGUUGCGGGGUAGACAGAGCCAAUGGAAGAGGCUGGUAUGCCAUGUUCAGCUGUUUGGCUUUAUGGUUGAAUUGAGAUUGGAAUAGUGACAGGUCGCCGGCCCAUCGCCUGAAAUUAGAAUCCUAAGUGUAUAAGCAUAUCCCUUAGUCGCCUCUUACGAGAAUUAUGGGAAAUGUGAUCCUGUUCUUUUUAUAUUGGUGCCGGGAACCACACGGCAUGGUGAAUUUUUGAGAGAGUAACAAAAAGCUGAAUGAACUGUGUAUAUAGUCUACAAUAUUCUUAUAACUGACUUAGUUGUGAAGUAAGUAGCUAAUUAAAUCUGGUGUAUUUAUGUGUUAUUAAUUAUUAAGUUUCGCACGAAAAGUUAACUGUAGUAAACAUGUAGUAAAAAUUUUUUUUGAGAUUUACUGAUCCGACGUAUUGUAAUUUCUUGUUUAAAUCUAUACUAAUAUUAUAAAGCUGAAGAGUUUGUUUGUUUGAACGCGUUAAUCUCAGGAACUGUUGGUUCUAUUUGAAAAUAUUUUUUUUCGUUGAAUAUACCAUGUAUCGAGGAAGGCUUUAGGCUAUAUAACAUCACGCUGCAACUAUAAGGAGCAAAGAAAUAAUGGAAAAUGUGAAAGAAAACGGGGAAAAUUAUUCAUCCUUGAGGGCUUCAAUGAUGCCCAUAAUAACUAUUCCACGCGGACAAAGUCGCGGGCACAGCUAGUAUAAAUUAACAUUGAAAUUAGUGUUGAAUGUUAAUUUCAAUUUAGUUUCAAUUCGUCCAUUUUUAAAUGUUAACUAAGUACAAUAUAACUGCAUGACGAAAUAUAUUUUAAAAAAAUGUGUCAAUAUAUUGUACCCACAUCUAUGUAUCGGCAUAGACCAGUCUUAUGUAUACUUACUGUAGGUAUUAUGA
Messenger RNA from Amyelois transitella, 2336 nucleotides. Its product is annotated as zinc finger protein 883. The coding region runs from base 167 to 1432 and encodes 421 amino acids. The transcript is spliced from 8 exons. Gene Ontology annotation, biological process: regulation of transcription by RNA polymerase II. Gene Ontology annotation, molecular function: DNA-binding transcription factor activity, RNA polymerase II-specific; RNA polymerase II cis-regulatory region sequence-specific DNA binding. NCBI's taxonomy places the organism in Eukaryota, Metazoa, Arthropoda, Insecta, Lepidoptera, Pyralidae. The record is from RefSeq and is a predicted model, not a curated record.